Molecule: messenger RNA, 1960 nt
Organism: Pezoporus flaviventris
Lineage: Eukaryota; Metazoa; Chordata; Aves; Psittaciformes; Psittacidae
Gene: CSRNP2
Product: cysteine and serine rich nuclear protein 2
Exons: 5
Coding region: 241-1902 (553 amino acids)
Biological process (GO): regulation of transcription by RNA polymerase II
Cellular component (GO): nucleus
Molecular function (GO): sequence-specific DNA binding; DNA-binding transcription factor activity, RNA polymerase II-specific
Source: RefSeq, a predicted model, not a curated record
CCUCCGAGAAGCCCCAGCGCUGAACUCCUGGUGGUGGCCACGCAGCCUCCGUUCCAUCCCCACCGGGGGGGGGGAAUAAUCAGCCCCGUUUCUGGGCUCAUCAACAGGAGCUUGUGCCCUAAUUCCUGCCCUGGGAUACGCCUGGAUUUGUCGCGCACCGGCCGGGAACGGCGUGUGCCAUUUUCCCCGGCUCCUGCUUUGAUUCUGCAGCGAUAGCAGACGUGAGCUUCCUUUUCCUUUAUGUGCUUCCCUGUGCCUGGACCCUUCCCCCGAGGUGCUGCUCCCAGCCCAAAGCCCAUCGCGGUGGCCAUCCCAGAGGAGAGACCCCCGCGGGCUGCGGGCAGGGGCUGGCGCCGCGGAGCUGCUGGCGAAGCGCCGGUGCCACCGCUGCCCACCGGCUCCCAUGCGAGCCCCGGCCAAAUGGACGCGAUCCCGAGCGCCGGCAUCAAGAGGAAGUUCGAGGAUGCGGACGCGGGCUCGGCGGGAUCCAACUCGGACGACGAAAUCUCCAACAGCGACAGCGCCGACAGCUGCGACAGCGUCAACCCCUCCAGCUCCAGCGGCUUCCGACCCACGUCCAUCCUGAAGCGGCAGAAGCAGCUGGGCAGGAAGAACGUGCGCUUCGACCAGGUCACCGUGUACUACUUCGCGCGGCGCCAGGGCUUCACCAGCGUCCCCAGCCAGGGCGGCAGCUCCCUGGGCAUGGCCCCGCGCCACAACUCCGUGCGCAGCUACACCCUGUGCGAGUUCGCGCAGGAGCAGGAGGUGAACCACCGCGAGAUCCUGCGCGAGCACCUCAAGGAGGAGAAGCUCCACGCCAAGAAGAUGAAGCUCACCAAGAACGGGACCGUGGAGUCGGAGGAGGCGGACGGGCUCACGCUGGAGGACGUCUCGGACGAUGACAUCGAUGUGGAGAACGUGGAGGUGGACGAUUACUUCUUCCUGCAGCCGCUGCCCACCAAGCGGCGCCGGGCACUGCUGCGCGCCUCCGGCGUGCACCGCAUCGACGCCGAGGAGAAGCAGGAGCUGCGGGCGAUCCGGCUCUCCCGGGAGGAGUGCGGCUGCGACUGCCGCCUCUACUGCGACCCCGAGGCCUGCGCCUGCAGCCAGGCCGGGAUCAAGUGCCAGGUGGAUCGCAUGUCCUUCCCCUGUGGCUGCUCCCGGGACGGCUGCGGCAACAUGGCCGGGCGCAUCGAAUUCAACCCCAUCCGCGUGCGGACUCACUACCUCCACACCAUCAUGAAGCUGGAGCUGGAGAACAAGCGCCAGGGCGGGCGGCCCCCGGUGCCCGAGGAGGCCGCAUCCGGCGCCGCUCACGGCUGCGGCAGCGCGUGGCCGGGGCCGCAGCCCGGCGAGACCCAGGACUUCCAGGAGUUCAUGGCAGAGAACGAGUCGGCCGUGAUGCACCUGCAGACGGCCGAGGAGCUGGAGAGGCUGAAGGCUGAGGAAGACUCCAGCAGCGGCGCCGGCGUCGAGAGCUUGGGCGUCUGCAUCCUGGAGGAGCCGCUGGCCGUGCCGCAGGGGCUCUGCCCGGCUCUGGCCGCUCCCAUCCUCAUCCAAGCCCAGUUACCUCCGGGCUCGUCCGUCCUCUGCUUCGCCGAGGGCUCGGAGCCGGCGGCCACGGGCGAGCAGCCCUACUUGAACGAUGGCUCCGUGCUCUACUACCCGGUGGAGCCGAGGCCGGGCUCCAGGGGCGAUGGUGCCCCCCCAGAGCCCCCAGCACCGUCCUGCGUGGCCGAGAAGGAGCUCAGCGUCCUGCCCGGGGCCGGGGCUGCUCCCAGCCGAGCCGCCAGCAAGGGGGAAGCAGCCAAACCCCCUCCGUCCCCACCCGGGGCUGCAGCAUCCGCCGCGGGGAGCUCGGUGCCAGCGGAGCCGGUGCCGGAGCCGGUGCUGCCGCUGUGAGCGAGGCCCCCCCUCGGUGCUCCGUUAUUUAUUGACAAUAAGAUUUUAUGGACCAGCA